CAUUAUCAUCAUCAUCAUCACCACCAUCAUCAUCAUCAUCAUCAUCAUCAUCACCACCACCACCAUCACAAUGGGUCUUAGAAAGUCACACAAUAGACAAGCUCAAGCAUUAGCUCUCAAGAAAAUCAUCAAAAAAUGCUCAAGUUUCGGCAAAAACAACGAUGACAAGAGCCUCCCAAACGACGUCCCAAAAGGACAUUUCGUGGUAUAUGUGGGCGAAAGGCGAAGCAGAUACAUCGUGCCCAUCUCGAGUUUGGAUCAUCCGACGUUUCAAGAUCUACUGCAAAGAUCCGAGGAAGAAUUCGGAUUCAAUCACGACAUGGGCAUCAUCAUUCCUUGCCAAGAAGUCGAUUUUCUGUCUCUUUUCUCCAUGAGUGGAUGAAGAUUCUCAAUUAGUACCAAAUUUGUCAAGAAAAUUCUUUUUUGUGUCUCUUCUGGUAUUUUUCUCAAGUGGUGUGUGUCUUAUGAACACCCUUUGAAAAAUAUAGUGUCAAUUUUUGUAAAAAAUGGAAACUGUCAUGGGAUUUCAUUCUUCUCUCAUGCACAUGUUAAUGUUAUACACUUAUGUCACAUUGCCCAAUUCAUUCCAAAACACAUCAUAUUGUAUUUUUGG
Cynara cardunculus var. scolymus (artichoke) is the source of this 613-nucleotide messenger RNA. Its product is annotated as auxin-responsive protein SAUR50. Gene Ontology annotation, biological process: response to auxin. The record is from RefSeq and is a predicted model, not a curated record. The transcript has a single exon. NCBI's taxonomy places the organism in Eukaryota, Viridiplantae, Streptophyta, Magnoliopsida, Asterales, Asteraceae. Bases 71 to 382 code for a protein of 103 amino acids.